AUGAACAACGGCGUCGAACAGUCCGAAGAGGAUCGUCUGUCAAAUCGUGCCUGCGACCCAUGCCGUCGCAUGAAGACGCGAUGCAUCGGUAAGGAGAAUCCACCAUGCAACCGCUGCCAGGCUCUUGGUCGAGAGUGCACGUUUGGGCUCAGCACCAAGCGAGCGAACGACUCGGGACCUGGAACGGAACGCAUGCAGGCACUCGAAGCGCAGGUUCAAAGCUUGCAGGACAGUGUGGAAAUGUUACUGCAACACCACCGUGAGACCCCUCCACCACCCGCAGCCAGCCCACUCGCCAGUUGGCCGCUUUCGCCCGCCCUGGGACCGCAUCAGCCCAGCUCGCCGUCACCCGACGAGAACGACGAUGAUGAGGACCCUCUUGCAGCCGCCGCCAUGAUGGCCCCUCUACGGCACAUGCUAACGGCCGUGGAGACGGCGCGCCUACAGGCCGAUACGAAUUGUUCACCUCAGAAACGUCAUUCACAUAAACGCGCCAGGCUGGAUGACUCGGCGGGACAUCACCAGGCGCCAAGCACUCCAAGUCCUCUUACCGAGGAUCCUGUGGAACUGGGCCUGUUUUCAGAAGCAACUGGGCGGCGUUUGUUCGAUUUGUUCAUGGGCAACUCUCUGCAAUACGUCCCAUCAUUUGACGCGACCUCGGAUACAUUUGACGAUCUCCGCCGCCGCUCUCCGUUUGCUGUCAGCGUCAUAGUGAUGGUGGGCGCCAAGAUUGAGAAUGCCAGCCGCGAGCCCACUGCGGCCCUCAAGCGGCUGUGCGCUCAUGCCGAAACGACAGCCAAGAGUACUCUGUUCACGCCGGUGUCUAAGAUCGAGGUGGUCCAGUCUAUGAUCGUCCUGGCGUGUUGGGGAGACACGGCAUGGCGUCCAGGAUGCCAUGCAUUGUCCUUGGCAACCGAGAUGGGUCUGCACCGCUGUAUUGACUUUUUGGCCCAGCGCGGUAUGGGACGUGGCAAGACCCCCGCCGAGGUGGAGGAGGAGCGAUGCCUGGUGGUGGGAGCAAGAGUGUGGCUUUCGAUUUGCAAGAUCAUUCUAGAAAUGUCAUUCAACUUUGGCCGCAGCCUAAUGUUCAGGGUCGAGGAAACCUUGGUACACGCUCGAGCUCUCCUCGAACACCCACUCACUAUUCCGACCGAUCGCCGGCUAGUGACCGCGUGCGAGUUUCUCCUGUGCCGGCUACCGCUCCAAGGGCUUGGACGACCAGGAAUCAUCGACGCUCACGGGGUGGUCCAGAACAUUACCUCGCAGGUCGAUCACCUCGAGGCGUUCUGGCAUGACGAGAUGGGCAACCGUGGCUACAGCUUGACGCACCCGAUGCGUGUGAUGGUGUCCAUCCAAGCGGCAUACGCAGUGCUAUUCACGAACGCGUGCAUGCUUCAAGGUGUUCGAGGACGCGAGGAUGUGCUGCUCUUAUCCCCGGACCGAAAAGAAUGCUUGCACGUUGCGCUCCACGCCGCAGUCAAGGUGGUACAUGCAGUUGUCCAUGCCGACCGACAGGACUUGAAGUUUGGCAACACCGAUGCUCACAUCGCCAUUGCAUUUGCUGCACGGUUCCUCAUCCGCCUCGUCAGCCUUCUUCCCGAGGAGGUAGACCUGCGUCAAGCCGGCUCCGACGUUACACUUCUUUGCAACCUCCUCGCGUAUUGUCCCGGGUUCCAGUUCUCCCAACAGCUACGGUCCAUCUUGCGCCGAUCCCGCCGAAAGGGCUUUCUACCGGACAGUGCGGCGCCUUCACCACCUCGGAUGGUAGACAACCUGCUCUCCACGACCAGCACGGGUACAGCCAAUGAAUCACCGACUGGAUGGGACGGCAUCCUCAACUUUGCCAUGUUCGAUCAGCUGGCGGCGCAGGACGCACCGCUCCUCCCGGCCGACGCGAGUGGUGGUGCCCCGCCGCUGUUUUCCGUAGAAGGCAUGCCCCAGCAGUUUGAGGGUAUGCUCUCUGAACUCUGGAACCAGCAGUUGGCGUCCUCGUUUGGCUUGUUUGGCUUGCUUGAGCCGCAGCCGUAG
This is a messenger RNA of Apiotrichum porosum, 2028 nucleotides long. RefSeq lists its product as uncharacterized. The transcript is spliced from 17 exons. Gene Ontology annotation, cellular component: nucleus. Lineage: Eukaryota; Fungi; Basidiomycota; Tremellomycetes; Trichosporonales; Trichosporonaceae. Gene Ontology annotation, molecular function: zinc ion binding; transcription cis-regulatory region binding; DNA-binding transcription factor activity, RNA polymerase II-specific. The coding region runs from base 1 to 2028 and encodes 675 amino acids. The record is from RefSeq and is a predicted model, not a curated record. Gene Ontology annotation, biological process: regulation of DNA-templated transcription.